Messenger RNA from Acanthaster planci (crown-of-thorns starfish), 4104 nucleotides. RefSeq names its product GDP-mannose 4,6-dehydratase (gene gmds). Gene Ontology annotation, biological process: 'de novo' GDP-L-fucose biosynthetic process. Lineage: Eukaryota; Metazoa; Echinodermata; Asteroidea; Valvatida; Acanthasteridae. The record is from RefSeq and is a predicted model, not a curated record. Gene Ontology annotation, molecular function: GDP-mannose 4,6-dehydratase activity.
UGAUACGCUUGCUCAGCGUAUGCCGCAUGCAAUGUGCACAUGAGGACAGCGUAGGCCUACAUGACAUUCACAACACACUGCAGCUCUCUCUGAAAACAUGGCGCAAAGCAGCUCGGUCGACCCUCAAGCCCAAUGCGUUAACGGAGCGGAGUCUAGGCAACGUGUGGCUCUGAUCACCGGUAUUACCGGUCAGGAUGGCUCCUACCUUGCAGAGCUGCUUUUAUCCAAAGGAUACAAGGUGCACGGCAUCUUACGCAGGUCAAGUUCCUUCAACACAGGCCGCAUUGCCCACCUGUACGCUGACACCAGGACACAUGAGAUGAGAGACAUGGUACUACACUACGGCGACCUCACAGACAGUACUUGCCUGGUCAAGAUCAUAAGCCAGGUGCGACCGACUGAGAUCUACAACCUGGGUGCCCAGAGCCACGUUAAGGUCUCCUUUGAUCUUGGCGAGUACACAGCGGAUGUGGACGGCGUCGGUACCCUGCGACUGCUGGACGCCAUCCGGACAUGCGGCCUCAGUGACAGCGUGCGUUUCUACCAGGCCUCCACUAGUGAGAUGUACGGGAAAGUCCAGGAGGUGCCGCAGACGGAGAAAACGCCGUUCUAUCCCCGCUCACCCUACGGCGCUGCCAAGUUAUAUGCAUACUGGAUCACGAUCAACUUCCGCGAGGCCUACAACAUGUUCACCUGUAAUGGCAUUCUCUUCAACCACGAGAGCCCGAGGAGAGGUGAAACCUUUGUGACAAGGAAGAUCACUCGAGCAGUGGCCAAGAUUCACCUAGGGCAGCAGGAAUACGUCUGUUUGGGGAACUUGGACUCAGAGAGAGAUUGGGGACAUGCCAAGGACUUUGUGGAGGCCAUGUGGAUGAUGCUACAGCAAGACAAGCCCAAUGACUUUGUGAUAGCCACCAAUGAGGUCCACAGUGUACGAGAAUUCAUCAUUGAGUCAUUCAAAUACAUCGGUGUGGACAUUGUGUGGGAAGGCAAAGGAACUGAAGAAGUAGGCAAAGACAAGGCCACGGGAAUAGUGCGAGUGCGCGUGGACGAGAAGUUUUACCGACCAACAGAAGUGGAUUUUCUGCAGGGGGAUCCGAGCAAGGCCAAACACUUGAUGGGAUGGGAACCCAAGACCCUCUUCAAGGAUCUCGUGGCCGAGAUGGUGGCAGCCGACAUUGCCCUGAUGAAGCAGAACCCAAUGGCCUAGCCACUUGAUGACUUUCUUCUGCUGUCCAGAGAGAUUGAAAAUGAGAUUUGUUGUGAGUCAACAAGCUUGGAGAACAAACCGAAAGUGCCUUUGCAGUUUUGGAAAAAACAUGAAUUAGUCAAAGUUUAGAUUGCUAGACUGUGCAUCGUUACCUCAGAGAUCCCUCCAUUAAGACCUAUUCAUUAUUUAUAGUACAAGGAAAAAAGUAGUGCAAAGUUAUUUAAGAUUUAAGAAAUGGGACACAUCAUGGGACACAGUCUCAAACGAAUCCAGCAUGGUGCUUUGCAAUUGUAAUGCAUUAUCCCCCCCCCCAAAAAAAACCUGGCUUUCAGUCACAUGGCUUAUUUUCCUGCAUGUUAAGAGCUCUUAAUAUUUGGUGUACUCAAGAAGGGUUGCUUGUGUGUGUGUGGGGGGGGGGACAGGUUUGAAUUUGACAUGUAGACCACCUAUGUACAAGUUUUGGUUCAGUCGCUCCCUGUGCCCUCCUUGAAAUAAUGGGUGCGCCAGUGGGUGCCCCGUCAGAAACUCCACCCCAGUCGAUUUGUCCUUGACUCUGAUUCUUUGAUUCUACUGCAGCACUUAAUACUUAUUACAUUUAAAUGAAAAUUUGUAAGCAGUAGUCCCAAAUACUAAUGACGUCACUCUUUCCUACAGAGCUUCAAAUCAGCCCUCUCCUCCCGGCUCCUGUAAGAAAGCACACAUUGUUAACAAAGCGUGACUUCAUCAGUAUGGCAGCCAGUUGUUUACCCUGAGGUAUCUUUUUUGUUCUUGAAGUUUACUUCAGUCCUGUUUCCAUUUUACACUGGCGUCAUGUUUCAGAGAUUGAUUCAGAUUUCGUCUUUGUGGAGAGAAGGGAGCAGUUUCGUUUUUUUUCAAUUUUGCAAGUGAGGUGUUAAACAGAAAAACAUAACUGUCCGUUCACUGGUCUUUUAUUGUACGUACUUGGGCAAGCAUACCUUUCUCUUGGAAGUUGCAACGGGGGUAGGUGCCUGGCUAAAGUGUUUUAACACCACCAUUUCAAUCUCAGAAUCCCACCCUGUCACAUCUGUGUAGCCACCUUCUGCAUGCUGAUAAUGGAUGUCAACCAAACCAGUUCUUUUUGAAAUUACUUUGCUGGUUAAAUUGAUCACGGUAUAUUUGCGUGCGUAUGCUUGUUUGUUGGCAUGUACGUUUCCUUUUUUUGUUUGUUUGUGUUUGGAAAGAGGGUAUUUAUACUCCAAACGUUGCAUUGUUAAAUGCGGCUUAUUGCAGCUGAAGUAAUGCUUGUGAUGUUUCAAUCUCAUUUCUUCCUGAUUGAAGAGAAUUCACAAUUGAAGGGAAGAAAUGAGAGUUGUGGUGCACAUCAUGAAGAUGUUCUGACAGGAAGAAAUGAGAUUCAAACAUCACGAGCAUUACUUCAGCUGCAGUAAGACACAUAUAUGCUGAAAUAUAUAGACAAAUGUUGGCACGGCAGCAGGACCAAUCAUGCGUAGACAAGUGGAGAAUGGCACAAAAAGAGCGCGGAGAGUAAGACACGAACUCCUCCUCAUUUCUUCCUGAUUGAAGAUAAUUUACGAUUAAAGGGAGUAAAUGAGAGUUGUGGUGCACAUCAUGAAGAUGUUCCUUACUAAAUUGCCUUCCCACAGAACCACUGAGGUAUGUGUAAUACUCACAUUUUUGACUGAACCAAAUUCCUCGGGCAUGUUGUUCCAGGUAUUUAUAAUGGGUUUGACUAUAACUUGGUCGGGCUGUUGGUGUGGUUGGCUCCCUGCAAAGGCACGUGCGCGUCCUCUUUGGUGGAACUGAAAUCAUUUACCGUACUUACACUGACUCAAGAAACGGCCUUUCUUGAGAAUUCAUGGACCUGGAACCGAUCUACAUUGUGUUCAGAUGGCUGCAGUGUUUUAUUUGGGGGUUUGCGGUUUUGUUUGUGUUUACUGUGGUGGUGUUAAGUUGUUUUCUUCCAUUCAGCAUUUCUUCACGUGUCUUGUCCCUUCUUGAGCCACAACUCAGAAAUUACUAUGAGAUCCUGAAGAUAGUUUUGCCCGAUAUGGUGUAUAUUGUAGAUUUAUUUAUGAUGACCAGUGUUGUUGGAUCAUGGUAUUCAAAGUGACUCGAAAUUUCUCUAUUUUUUCACACCUAUUCUAAAUUAUUUGUCAGUUUUCAUAUGCAUCAUAAAUUUAGUAUUAUGAAAAAUUGUUUUCUGCAUUUUUCUCCCUAGUUAAGUUAAACUAGUUGGUAUUUUGUUUGAUAUGUAGGACCCAAACUAUUUUAAGGACUCGAUUCUAUUCAGUGAAAUUAAAACCUUUUAUUUUCUUAUUCACAUGAAGAUGGUAUUGCCGAUUUCUGUAUAUUUUUCGAUAGAGUAAGUUUUGUAUAUCUGGGCGUCGUCUGGGGUGAUAGACGUGUAAUUCAGUUAAAAUGAUUGAAAGUACAUUCCACUGGUGGAAUUGGGUUAAAAUGGAAUGAGUGUAAACUUUGCUUCGUGUGGCGGGAUCUUUCUGCUCUGGAGGUUUAAUAUGAAGUUGCGAAAUCUUUGGUAUUUGACUUAACUUCAUUAGAUUCAUGGUUUCAUACGUGUUUCUCCUUUCACCACAGACAGUAUUUCAACUGUUCAUGCUUCGUUUGACUUGUAGGCUUGUUGUAAGGCAUUACUUUUUUUGUUCAAGAUAAAAAUAUCACUCUUUUAACUUGACGAACACGAAAAUGCAUUCCGAAUUUGAGAUGAUCCUGGUAAAUUCUGAGAUACUUUGUAUUUUAUAGCAACACUUGCUUUCCCUUUGGGAGAGAAAUCAGGGAGUUUCAAUUCGUUAAUAGUUGGUGUAGAAGUGCAAUUGCUACGGUUAAAUUAAUAAAUUUGGGAGUUCCCCCUUUUGUUGCGUACUUUCUGUUUAGACAGAGGUCGCUUAGGUCUC